AUGGACGUACCAACAACUAGCCUCAACGUGCUCAACGUGGGCUUGCAUGGGGGCCAACUCCUCGAAAAGAUAUCUCCUGUUGACUCUAGAAAAAGUGAUGGCGUCUUCAAAAUUAACUUCCACCGCCACGCUUUCCAGACCGUGGCCUCUCAGAACGGAUUCAUCUGGGCUGCGGCAGAAAUCUACGACAGGAACACUGGACUCAACAUUCGGGUGGAUAAUAUCUGGCUUGCUAUUCUUGCACAGCUGAAACCCUAUAUCUACCGAGCCGUUCGCCCUCAGGCAAAACAAGAUAUCCUGACCUUUACUCGAGCAGAGCUCAAUAACCCAGACCUGGUGGCGAAGCGCUUGUCCGAUAUGGUCGAAGCAAGAAUUGGACCUCAAGUCACGAAUGUUCUUAUGCCCCACUUCAGCACCACCACGCAUACGGAUUCCGGGGCGGCCGCUCUCAUACUACUCGGCACACAUUGCAAAGCUCAGCACCAUCGGAUAUUCAUGAAACCUAAGGAAACUUACGAUCGCAAGACUAUGGUGGUCGUAGGAGAUACGGCGGACUGGGAAAAACUGCGUCAAAGCUUCGCGACAAUUAGAACCUGGUCCCCGGAUUUGGAGGCCAUGGUAUCCCGUCAUUCAAGCUUACUGGACAAAAUGCUAGGAGCUGGUUAUCAAUUCGACCAUCCGGUCCCUCAAAUUGCAGCUCAUCAUCGGGACUCUAGACCAUAG
Molecule: messenger RNA, 723 nt
Organism: Fusarium odoratissimum NRRL 54006
Lineage: Eukaryota; Fungi; Ascomycota; Sordariomycetes; Hypocreales; Nectriaceae
Exons: 1
Coding region: 1-723 (240 amino acids)
Source: RefSeq, a predicted model, not a curated record